AUGUUAGCUAGGUUGGAUAUAUCGUGUGAAAUUAUUAUUCUAACUGAAACAUGGUACUCAAAAAUUCUUAAUGCACCUAUCUUGUUAAGUUAUGACUCUUACUGUACUACAAAUAAUCAAAAUCCAAAUGAUGGAGUAAUAGCAUACAUAAAACAAAGCUCUGGCUAUAUCGUUGAAGAAAAAAUACUGACGGAUGCCUCAUGUUUACUUAUUAGAGUAAGUACUGAUACCGUUGUACUUGGCAUCUAUAGAUCUCCCUCUGAACGAAAUAUUGAUAAUUUUUUAAGAUCUCUAGAUGUCCUACCAUCUGAUUUGUCAAAUUACAGUAACAUUGUAUUAGUUGGAGAUUUGAACAUAGAUAUUACUCAAAACAACAUAGAUAAAAAUUCAGAUCAAUAUCUAAAUUUAUUAGCAACACAUGGGCUCCUACCUGGUCAUGUUUAUCCAACUAGAGAUAGAACUUGUUUAGAUCCUUCAAUGAUCAAAGCCAAGCAUCCUUCACUCACUAUCGUCAUAGAAACAAGUCUUACCGAUCAUUACCCGGUUCUAACAUGCAUUAAAUUGAAACAUAAUAGUAUUAUAACGAAAAACACAAAUUCACGAAAAAUUCAUUAUAAAGCUAUUCUCGAUGAACUUAAAUUACUAUUUUCUUGCUCAUGGAAAUUCCAA
Molecule: messenger RNA, 669 nt
Organism: Brenthis ino (lesser marbled fritillary)
Lineage: Eukaryota; Metazoa; Arthropoda; Insecta; Lepidoptera; Nymphalidae
Source: the annotation of a GenBank genome assembly